AUGGAGCACUUAUUGGUAAAUUUUAACCUUGGUAAACUUAAACGUCCUUCCUAUUCUUAUUCGGUGCUGCUAAUUUCGAUUACAUUUUGCCAGUUAAUCAGUGCAAUUUUUUCAAAGUAUAAAUACUUUUAGAAUAUAGGUAUUAAUUAAUCAUUGCCCUUCAUUACCCUAAUUUAAAAUAUUCCCAAAUUUCUGAAAUCGCCAAUUUAAUCAAAUAUAUAGAUGUUAAUAGUAUAAUUUAAGAAAAUGAGAUCAUAAUAUAAAUAUUGUUUUGGUGGCUAACUACCUUGGUAAUUGUAACAUAUUCGCUCUAUGCAAUCUGCUAUUUUUAGGUUAAAUAUCAAAAAACGAAGAAUUUAAUAGAUUAGUCCAGUGCUAAGGUUUUUAAUUAUUCUUAAUUUAGAUGUUAGCCUAACUUUUAUUGAUUGACUAAUGGAUUACUUGCUAGCCAACCUAGCUGGUUUAUUUAAACUUAGCCUUCUGUUCAGUAAAUUAAAAUUGUUUGAAUAUUGGAAUAAGCAUUGAAGGUUAAUAAGUUUUAGGAGUUUUCUUAAUAUUUAUUAGAUUUAUUACUCAAAUAGUGAUUAUAUUAUUUUUCACAAAUCAUCAAAACAUUAAGAAAGAUGCAUUAUCUAGUGGAUCAAGAUUUAUAUUACUUUAUUUAGAAGUCUUUAGAGUCUUGCUGAACAUUUAGUUGGCCUUUCCUAUUUAGAAAUAGUAAUUCCAUGUAAAUAUUGAAAGUAAACUAGGUAAUACUUUUAAUUUAUCUUGCUUUAUCAACAUGUCUCGCUAGUUUUCUUUUCAGGAUGAGUGAUUUUAAGAUGUUUAUUGCAAAUCAAUAUGUAAGAUAGGUAUUUAAGUUGUUCACAUUCUCUUUAUUUGGCAUAUCUUUAGGAUUCGCAAUAAAUUCAUUUUCAAUUCAAUUUAAUAUUACUCAAAGUGAUAAUUCAAUUUCAAUUAGUAUAUUGAGUGUAAUUUCUAUCACAUGGGUUUUUUAUUAAUAUUAUAUCAAUUAAUAAAUAGAACAUUUUUGCUUACCAACUGUUACAGGUGAUCAUUUAAUACAAAAAAUAAUAAAUCUAAAAUCAGUUGCAAAGCAGUUAAAUACAUUGCAUCAAUUUAGUGAAGCUGAUUCAUAUUAUUUGGGAAUGCUAAUUUAACAUUUAUCUAAUAGAUGUCUUUAAGAUACAAAGGAAAGAUGCUUUUGUAAAAUGAGAAUGUUAUAUGAUCCAAAGAAACAAAAGGAUAUCAAAACUUCUUAAUUUUCUUUGCUUAGAUAGAAGAGUUUGUAUUUGAAAUAUCUGAUUAAAACAUGGUAUGAGAUUUAUCUUUUUCAUCAUCCUCAAGAUGUAGAAAUUAGAAUGAAUUAUGCUUUAUUUCUAUAUUACAAAAUGAAUAAUUCAGUGUUAUCUUAUCUGUAGAUUAAAUUAACAAGUGCUUACAAAAGGAAUCUACUCUAAUAGUUUGACUUAAAUAAAAUUCAACUUUAAUUUAAACAUGAAAUUAUUGAUAAUAAUAGUUUAAGCUAUCAUAAUGAUUCAGAUUUUGAAUAUGUAAUUAAGAUGGAACAAAUAAUUAAGUCUCUUGAACUCAAUAUUCAGAAUUUUCUUGAUUUUAGUUUAAAGUUUUGGAGACAAGUAAACUAGAAAAUAAUUUAUGAAGACGAUCUUUGGAAUAUAAAUUAGGAUAUUAUGUUAACAAUUUCAUAAUCAAAUGAAUUGUGGAAUUAAAUAAGUAAGCACAAGAUAAUCAAUAGAGAUAAAGUAAUUGUUAAGAAUUUUCUAAUGAAAAGGCCGAAAUGGCAAUUCCUUUAUAAUUGGUAUUAUUUGUAUGUUCUAAACAAAAAAUUAAAGUAAAGCAUGUUAGAUUAUUGUGAUUCUUAAAACAUGGUGCAAUAACCAAUUGAUGAAGAUUCUGGUUCAGAUAAUUAAAACUAAAUUGAUUAAUUUUCUUGUCAAAAGGCUUUCAAUUAUACAUCAGCCAUUCUUCACACUAAUCAAUCUGGAUAAAUAGUGAAUUUUAGUGAAUCUACUUAUGAUAUUUUUGGAUUUUAAGAAUAUAAUAAUAUCAAUCAAUUAUUACCUAAAACAUAUAUUAGAAAUCAUUAAUUUGGAAUUGAUCAAUUUAUUUAAACUGGUAAAAGCAAAUCUUUGUACAAAAAAAGAAAGAUCUUAGCUUUAAAUAGUGAAAAGUAUCUUAUGCCAUGCAAAAAGUACUUGAAAUGGCAUAUAAGUCACCUCUCAUAAAUUGAAUACAUAUGCAUGAUUAGACCUAUUUAUAGACAUUAAAGUGUCAGUUACAUUUUGGUUAACAGUGACUGGGAGAUAGAUUGUGUAUCUGAAUAAAUUGCAGAAUACUUUUAACCUGGCUUAUGCUUAUUUAUAAUCUGUCCAAAAUUGUUGAAGUAUUCAUAUUAUUCAAAAUAUUUGACUGAAAAUGAUCUUAAAUUGUUUAAAUUAAAAAGAGCUAAAAAUGAGGAUAACAAUCAGGACUCAAUAGUUGAUGCCAAAUUCACAAAUAGAAAAAUUACUAUUGUCCCCAGUAAUUACAAAGGUUAAUAUGUGUAAUAAGAGUAACCCUAAGAUCUUGUUAGUAUGGUUUUAGAGGAUGAUAAUAAGAAUGUAUAGGAAAGUCCGCUCUGGAUAAACGAUGCUCUGUAUGAGGAUCUGUAGGAAGAGAAGGAUUAAUUAUUUAAGAGGUUUUAUAAGGUUGUGGAUGAGGAUCAUGUCAAAUUGACCUUUCGUGUACCAAAAAAGAUCAAAUAUUUGAUAGAUGAUUAUGCUGAAACUAAAUAAGAAAUAUUAUUAAAUGGUCUAGAUUAAAUGACAAUUAAACCAAAUAAAUUAAAAGAUGAGAGGAUUGUGAAAAGAAAUUCAAAUGGAAAACUAUAAAUUGAUAAGAAAGUACUCUUUUAUAAACUGUUUCAAUAUUAAGAGCACUACUAUGAGAACUUAUAUAAUCACUUUAGUAAAACAUCAAUCAAUAUUUAGAAACUAGUUUUUAGAAGUACUGCAUAACUAGUAGAAUGCUAAAGACUGUAAUCAAAAUCGAAGCAUCUAUACGAUUUACUAAAAAUACAAUCAUGGAUAAAUAUUAAAUCAUCAAAAUAACUAAUCUUAAUGUUAUUGAAAGUUAAAUCUUAAAUAAAAAGGACAAGGUAAUUUCAUAUUUGUAAUUGAUAGGCCGUAAAUAUUCUCAAUAGAAAAAAUCAAAUAGUCAGAUAAUCAAGAUAAAGUAUCUUUUAGAACCCUUAGCAAUUUUAGCAUUUGUAAUUAUUCUUAUAAUAGAACUACAAAUAAUAAGUUGAGUUCAAUUAUGAAAAAUUGACCCAUUCAAGUGGUUAAUUAUUAAUUAUAUAAUAGUUUAAAAUUCUGAAGUGGAAUCAUACAGAAAUACGAAUAGGCCAUUGAUGUCUGAAGAUCACGUGAUGUUGGAUUUCAACGCUUAAUAAAUAACAUCUUUGAUUCUCAAAUCUUCAAAUAACAUUUUUAUUAAGGAAGAAAACAAUAAACCUGCAAAGCAUUAUACUUAACUAAACUUUUUAAAGAUUUUAAAUAGAAUUUUCAUCUUCACCUUAAUCAUUUUUAACCUUAUUAUUUUAAAUUAGGGUCCUAAUAUCAAUCAAUUAGACAUGGAUGAACUAGGGGUAUAAUAUAUUAUUAUUAAAGUUUUAAAGUGCAAAGAAGCACUAUGAUUUUAUCAACAUUAUGAUUGAAUCAUAUGAUAAAUUGAUCAACACUUUUUAUUUUUAAAAUAACCUCCUUAUUUAAUUUCAUAAUGAAUCUUAAUUCUACUAGAACUUACAAAAUAGUUUUAAUGAUUAAUUAUCCGAGAUUACGAAAUUAUAUCAAUAACCAAGUUUUGUAUAGAAAAUCUAUAAAUCAUAAAAUUACAAUGAAAAUCUAAAUAUAAUUGAUUUAAUAAACUAAUAUAAAUCUAUAAUUGGAAGUCUUUAAUAAAUAGAUUAAAACUAAGAUUUUGAGUAAUAAUUAGAAUUCUUCCGAACAAUAUUUAUUCCUUUUCUCUUUGAUUAUUAAAGUCGGAAUAUUUAUGAAAUGAUUGAUUAUCUAACUCAAAAUUACUAAACCCAAAUUUAUAUUUGUUCUACAGUUAUAAUGAUAUCCACAGCAAUAUUUGGAUUUUAUUUAGUUUCUAAUAUUUUCAAUGUUAUCAAACUUAUAGGAUAAAGCUAAGUAUUAUGAUGAAUAUCUCUAGAAAGUUGCUAAACAAUUAUCUUACAUUGACAAAACAUAAAUUGAAGAAUCGCUAAAAUUAUAUUUGAAUCUAAAAUUCUAAUUUUCAUGUAUCCGAAGUGCAAGUGGCCUUAUAUAGAACAGUAAUUAUAUAAAUCAAUUUAGAUUAUUUUUAAUCAACCAAUUAAACAAUCAUAAGGUAAGUGGAUGAAGAUGAAAAAAGCAGCUGUUUAAAGAGAUAAAAGUAAAAGCUAUAUGAAUGGUCCAAGAGAUGGAAAAAAAUAAAAGUAUAAUUUUAAAUCAUGUAGAUUUUAAUGGUAUUAAGAUAUCUAUUAUUUAUGUCAAUCAUAUCAUUUUUAAGCUAUUUCUACUUUAUUUACAUUAUGGGAUUUAAUAAUUAGAUGUCUAAUAUAUUAAGUUCAAACUAUUUUACUUAACAAACAACACAAUUGCUAUCAUUAACUCUGUCCAAAGAAAUCUUUAUAUACAAUUUCUUUAAUAAAACCUAUAUCGAUAUUAAUAAAUACAAAGAAAUUCAAUAAAGUUAUGUGGCGAGUAAUGCUGAAUUACAGACCUAGUUAUAUGAAACCAACAUUGAUGAAAUUGAUCAAAUUUUUAAUGGAGAUUUAUGUACAUCUAUAAACUAAAGUAUUUAACUAAUUUAAACUUAGUUGUUAAUUUCUAAUAUUGCAAUAGCUACUUGAAUGGGGCAUUAAAAUAUGGUUUACAUUCCUAUAAUUUUUUACUUUCUUAAAUGGCUCAACAAUUGCUGAAUCCAGAUGAGGGAGUUUAUGAUAAUACAACGGUAGAGAAGAUCUUCGAAUUUGAUUAAGUAAUAAACGCAGUUAUAGAUUAAGGUUAACUAAUUUUAAAGAAUUGGAUAUGAACAAGCUUGGACAAUCCUGGGUUUAAGAUAUAGUUAAUCUAUUGUAGAAAGUUCAAAAUUAGAAAUAAUCUUUUUGUAUUUCCUUAUCAAAUAAAUUUAGAUCAUGUUCUUUUUCUUUUACUUUACUGCUAUUCAUCUUUCUAUUUGAAAUAAGUUUUUUUAAUUAGAUGUUUAGAAUAAUGUUAGAUGUCCGUUGUUUCUACAAAAGAUACUUUUCCAAUAUUGCAAUAGAUAAAUAAAAGAUUAUCAGAGCUUAACUCAUACAGUGUAGAAUAAUCAAUAAAUGAGCAUAACACAUAUACGUCAUCAUUUCUCUUAUAUUAAUUAUAUUUUAACAAUAUUAUGUCUUUUGUAGAAUAGAAAGGCAAAUAGUUAAGACCGUUAAGAACUCAAAGAACACAAUCAGAAUAUGAUUCUCAAUAAGUGAAACCAAGUCCUGAAUUAUGGAUAUAGAAUGUGUUAAAGGAUGAAGCUGAACAUAGAAAUGUAUUGAAGAGCUUUGGAAUUGACAAGGCUUCUUUGAAAACAGCUGGAGUAACAUAGGCUGACAGAAUUUAUAAUAGUUUGUUCAUCUAUUCUCAGGGAGUGUACAACUCUUUAGAAGAGUUGAUUGCUCAGAGUUUUGAUAAGAAAUCUAUAAUGGGGAAGCUUUGGAAGGUAUUCUAACUAUUGACUGAGAAGUGCAGACCUCAAGUAAUUGAAAUAGACCAAGCAUAAAGUUAGUAGAAGAUCACUCUUAACAUUUUGAAUGACUAAUUUCAAUCAUUGAUGCAACUUAAAGAGCAGGAUUUGAUUGAUCUAUAAAAUUAGAUUAAAAUGAGGGAUGAAACUAUACAUUUGCUUUAACAUAAACUAAAUUUAUAGAAAUCAGAGCUCACCCAAUAUGAUGAAUUAAUUUAAGAGAGAGAUAAAUUAUUUAGCUAGGAAACGAAAAAAAGAGUCAGUUUCGAAUCGAAAAUUAAUCAUAUCUAAUGUAUUUUCAAUUAGUAACUGUAACUUAACGAAUCAUUAAAGUUGAAGAUGAUAAAUGCAGAAUAAUAAAUACAAAAUUUGGAGUUGGAUUUAGAACAGAAGAGACAAAUUAUUUUAAAUUUAAAUGUUGAAAUAGGAGAAAAAGAUCAAAGAUUAGACAAUCUGAAAUGCAGAACCUUUGACUCUGAAUUAUAAGUCAAAUUAUUGAAGGAGAUGAAUUAAUCCUUAGAGUCUAAAUGUUAGGAGUAUGAAUAAAAGAAAUAAAAAGACUAUUCAUUGAUUUAAUAAUUGAAUUAUUAAACUUCAAUUAAUUAAUCUCAAUACAAUAAAUUAGACACUCUCAAUAAACAAUUAACAGCUAAUUAUGAGCAUUUAUAAUAAAGACUCAAUGAAUAAAAUAACGAUAUUUAAUAAAAAACACAAGUGGUUUUUGAAUAGCAAAACAAAAUCACAAAUUAUGAAACUUAAAUAAUAUUGUUAACAUAAGAAAAUGAGUGUUUAAAAACUAAAUUACAAGAGGUAACAUAGUUAUCUUAAGAAACUAACAAGAAUGCCAAAAAUUAAGAGAUUGAAAUACAAUAAUUAAAGUAAAGAUAAUCCGUUUUAUCAACUGAAAAUGCUUAGAUAACAAUCCAAAAAAUUCAAUUGGUUAAAACCUAUGAAGAAUGCAUGAUUACAUAUUAGGAAUUAAAAAAAGAAUUUGAGUUUGAAUAAGAAUUAAAGUUUAAAAUUGAAUUUGAUUUAAAGAGGUACUAAGAUUAAGUAAAGUAACUUGAAUAAGAAAAGAAACAAUAAUUUGAUUAAGUGAAGGAAAUUUAAAAGAAACAAAUGUUUUAAUUAUAAUAGAAUGAUGAAAAGAGCAAAUUCUAAUAGAAUUAAAUAGUAAAAAAGGAUGAGACUAUUGAAGAGUUGAAAUGCAAUAUCAAAAUCUUGAAUGCAAGUAAUUCAACUCUUGAAGGGUAGGUGAACUCACUUACAUAAAAUCUAAAUGAAUUACAGAAUAAAUAUUCCUCAGAAAUUAUCAAGAAAUAAGAACUUGAACAGCAACUGAAAUUAAUAGGAUUGGAACUUAAAAAUAAAUCGGUAGAAUUUAAGAAAAUGGAAGAAAAUCUCAUGUUGCAUCAAAUCAAAUAUAGUCAAAUCAAAGAUUACCCUGAUAUGUACAAGGAAAUCAACGAACAAUAUAUAAUUGUGCAAUAACUAGUUGAUUAAUUAUAAAGAGAUAUUGCAAUGCUAAAAUAAACAAAAUAAUACCAACACGCUUCUAUUUAAACAGGUGAAUAGAAUUCAUGUAGUAUCGAAUCUUAAACAGAAAUCAUACAAUAAGAUUACUCUUAAUAGUUUAGUGCCACACAAGACGAUGUUCAAACUUAGACAAUUCCAGUAUUUACAAAUACUAAAUUAAUUCAGACAGAAUUAAGUUAAGUUUUACUUACUGAUGAUAACUCUAGUUGUUUUGAUAAGAUUACGAGCAAGAAAUAGCAUUAAUUUACAUAAGUGGAUCUGAUAACUUAGACUGAAUUCUAAUUGGAUUCAUAAAAGUACACUUUGGAAUAGGACGGGUCAUCACAUCAUAGAUCUAUUUAGAAUUCGUAUAAUUUUGAGGAUAGUUAUUAAACGAGAUUGUAACCUUAAUAUGAAGAUUUGGUUUAUGACAAACAAUAAAUGAAACUGAUAAGAAAUGGCAAAACGAAUUAAAAUAAUAAAAUUGAAGAAGAUCCUACUCAAGAAUAAAAUAAGUCUUUUAUGAAAUCAAAAAUAAAGGAUAAAGUCAAUAAAGGAAUAGAAUUACCUUAAAUCUCAAACUAUGGAGAAAAAUCCUAAAAUGUACCAAAUUAGAAGACUCCUUCAGCAAGAUUUGCCAAGAUGUAUGUUCAGGCAUCUGAAUAUUAUAAAAAAUGA
Molecule: messenger RNA, 7953 nt
Organism: Paramecium octaurelia
Lineage: Eukaryota; Ciliophora; Oligohymenophorea; Peniculida; Parameciidae
Source: the annotation of a GenBank genome assembly